AUGCACGACAUAUUCGGCUGCCUCAUCAUUAUAGAUAGGCCUUCUGCGCCUCCAGGUGGUCGAGGAAGGUGGGGAGACGGUGAAGACGGUAGAUUUGACAAUGAGGAUCGACAUCGCCAUCGUGACGGCGGAAGCGAUUUCUUUGGUGGUGGAGGAGGACAUCGUGAUGACUUCGGCGGACGAGGGGGCGAAGGUGGUUGGGGUGGAGACCGCGAUGAGUUUGGCGGAAGAGGCCACUUUGGAGGUCGUGGAGAAGGCCUUGAUGGCUUGGACGGUAGAGGUGGAAGAGGUGGUGGAGGUGGACGAGGAGGAGGCCAUGAUGGUUUUGACGGGAAAGAUGGAAGAGUUGGUGGAGGUGGACGAGGAGGUGACCGUGAUAGUUCCGAUGGAAGAGGUGGAAAAGGUGGUGGAGGUGGACGAGGAGGAAACCGCGAUGGUUCAGAUGGAAAAGGUGGAAGAGGUGGUGGAGGUGGACGAGGAGGAGACCGCGACGACAAUAACGGAAGAGGAGGCAACGGAAAUAAAGGAGGAGAUCGUGGACAUAAUCGAGAUGAUAACUCAAAGGGAUCAGAUAAACAGAACAAUCUUGGUUCCACCAACAUCUAUCACCGCUUCAACGAUUCUACAGCGGAAAAGACGAUAGACAUCGUUUUCAUACUGAAAAUCAGCCAAUUUCCACUUUCACCUCUAAAGGAUUCCAUUCAGAAGAUAAUAUUAUUGUGUAUCAUUUCUUCACAAGGUCCCAUUGGGAAAAUGAUUACUGUGGAGAAGUUCAAUCAGCAUCAAGGCGAAAUCAAGCGCCGUUGCCCUCAUAUGGUUCCUCUUUUUGCCGCUUUGAACGCAAAAGGAGACACUCAAAAACUCACUACUAAUCAAGGAGAGCUAAACAGUCUUCUUAGCAGCGGAUGGUAUGCAAUUCAACAAGUUGGAUAUUGUGUGAAUAGUAAGAAUUGCGGUGCAACGAAAGUUUUACGAGAGUUACGAGUCACUGCUAAACUAGGCGAUAUUGUCUACACAACGGAUAACAACGAAUUCAAUAUUCUAAACUACCAGAGACCAGAAUAUCGUGGAUCAGGAUCAGGACCUAUGUGCUACCUUUGGUAG
Messenger RNA from Necator americanus (New World hookworm), 1104 nucleotides. RefSeq lists its product as uncharacterized. The record is from RefSeq and is a predicted model, not a curated record. Lineage: Eukaryota; Metazoa; Nematoda; Chromadorea; Rhabditida; Ancylostomatidae. The transcript has 7 exons. Bases 1 to 1104 code for a protein of 367 amino acids.